AUGGCUCAUUUUCCACAUCUCAAUUACAAUGAACUUAUCCAAGGUAGUGGAGGAAUUUUGACCUAUGUAUAUAGGUGGAAAAUAACAAACUGGAGCGAAGUACAACCUUAUAUGGAACAUACCAGUACGCCUUUUAGUGCCGACGGUUUACAGUGGGUUUUUAAGUUCUAUAAGGGACGACAGAAAAACCCACAGGCUUUGUCAUUAUAUUUAGGAAUUUUAGAGACAACACCGGGAUGUCUUCGUGGAAUUAGAAAAAAAGUCAGUAUCAUCUUUGUGUUGGAGAACUUGAGAACGAAAGGGAUGGAUUUCGGAAAAAAUUCACCACCAAAAAUCAACAAUCCAUUUGAUAAACUAGUAAACUCUCCACGUUUUUCAGACGUUACAUUUCGAGUAAUUGAUGAUAAUUCACGCGAGAAAGUAUUCUACGCGCAUAAAGGAAUUUUAGCAAGUAGUUCUCCGGUAUUUGAAGCAAUGUUAACAAACGGAAUGAAAGAAUCUUUUGAAGAUGAAAUUAAAUUAUGUCAAGCAAAUCAUUCCGCUUUCAUUUCUUUGUUAACAUUUAUAUAUACUUUUCAUGUAAAUAUCGUAUCUUUACGUAACUCAGAAAAUUUAUUGGAAUUAGCUGAUAGAUUUGAGAUUAUCCAUGUGCGAGAGGAAUGUUUGCGUUACUUCCGUUUAGAAUUGAAUGUUGAUAAUGUAUGGGGAAUUUGGGCCAUUGCAGAAAAAUAUUGUUGUUCUAAAACAUCAUCAACAUGUCGUGAUUUUGUCGCAUUGUAUUUUGAUAAUCUUUUGGAUAACUCAUCUACGUUACAUGCUAAUCCAAAUAUUUUGCAACUUGCACUUGAAAAUGAUGAAGCAAAUGUGAAUUCUGAGGAGAAAAUUUAUGAAUUAGUAGUUCGUUGGGCGAAUCAUUCAUCCUCCUUAGAUCAAAAUGUACCGCCGUCGGAGAAUUCUUCAACCAUUCAGGUUAACGAUUCACCACCGCCAUCCCCUUCAACAGCAUCAGCAUCGAUGCCAUCAGAACUUCCCGAAAAUUUUGAAGAUUUAAUUGACAUUGACAGUGAGAAUCUUUAUAAAUUAAACAAUGAAGCAGAUAAUGAUGACUCAAAUAAAUUUCCCAAGCCAUGGAGUGGCGAUAGACUUGCAGCACUUCCUUCUCUAUUGAAAUGCGUUCGAUUUCCUAUGAUGAAAAAACAAUUUAUUUUUGAAGAAGUUGAAGGAAAUCCUAUUGUAAUGGCAGCAGAUGGGAUGAAAGAUCUGGUUAUUGAAGCAUAUCGACAUCUGUUAAUGCCUGAUGUUCCUAAUUCUACUAACAGAGUUAAACACCGAAAACGUAAGGGGAGCGGAAAAUAUUGA
This is a messenger RNA of Funneliformis geosporum, 1359 nucleotides long. Lineage: Eukaryota; Fungi; Glomeromycota; Glomeromycetes; Glomerales; Glomeraceae. The record is from the annotation of a GenBank genome assembly.